This is a messenger RNA of Fragaria vesca subsp. vesca, 2895 nucleotides long. Its product is annotated as glutamate receptor 2.7-like. The record is from RefSeq and is a predicted model, not a curated record. Gene Ontology annotation, molecular function: ligand-gated monoatomic ion channel activity; signaling receptor activity. Bases 1 to 2895 code for a protein of 964 amino acids. The transcript is spliced from 5 exons. Gene Ontology annotation, cellular component: plasma membrane. Lineage: Eukaryota; Viridiplantae; Streptophyta; Magnoliopsida; Rosales; Rosaceae.
AUGGAGAAUCAGAGAAGGACUAUCCUUGUAAUUCUUUUCUCAUGGAUUCUCAUGGUCGACGCCUUGGGAGCUGAAAGCAGCACAACAAUCCCUGUGGACGUCGGAGUUAUCAUAGACCUUGAUGACCCGAUUGGGAAAAUGUAUUUGAGUUGCAUCGAAAUGGCACUCUCGGAUUUCUAUGCUUCCCAUGCUCACUACAAGAGAAGGCUCGUUUUGAAAACCAGGAACUCCAACAGAGAUGUGGUUGGUGCCGCUGCCGCAGCUUUAGAUCUGAUAAAGAAUGUAGAAGUGAAAGCCAUUAUGGGACCAAUGUCAUCAAUGCAAGCAAGUUUUGUUGUCAGUCUUGGGGAGCAAGCCCAUGUACCCAUCAUAUCAUUUUCUGCAACAAGCCCUUCUCUUACUUCACUUCAGAGUUCUUACUUUUUUCGAUUUGCACAAAAUGACUUGAACCAAGUGAAAGCUAUAAGUGGUAUUGUUCAAAACUUUAGAUGGAGACGAGUUGUACCCAUCUACGUAGAUAAUAUGUACGGGGAGGGAAUCAUACCUUUUCUAAUUGAUGCCUUGCAAGAGGUUGAUGUUCACAUCCCCCACAGAAGUCCAAUUCAUGAAUCAGCCACUAAUGCUGAUAUUGAAAAGGAGCUUUACAAGUUGAUGACGAUGCAAACUCGAGUCUUCAUUGUGCAUAUGAAGCCUAAUCUUUCAUCUCGGUUAUUUUCUAAGGCAAAAGAGUUGGGAAUGAUGAAUGAGGGAUUUGUUUGGAUCACGACUAAUGGUAUUGGAAAUAACUUAAAGUCUAUGGAUUCAACUUUGGAUUCGAUGCAAGGACUGUUGAGUGUAGAAAGUUAUAUUUCAAAGACCAGGAAGCUUAGACUAUUCAAAUCAAGGUGGAAAAAGAAAUUUUAUCAAGAUAAUCCGGAAAACAUUGAUGUUCAAUUAGAUGCUUUUGGAUUGCGGGCAUAUGAUGCUGCUUUUGCAUUAGCCAUGGCAUUUGAGAAUGAUGCCGAUGUACGUUUCCAAUUUCAAAAGAGGAUUGUUUCUUCCUUCAAUUCAACAGAUCUUGAUACUUUUGAGGUCUCUCAAUACGGUUCGAAACUUUCUAGUGCAUUAUCCACUAUUCAUUUUAAAGGUAUGGCAGGAAACUUUAAUCUUGUUGAUAGGCAACUUAAUAUAUCAACUUUUAGGAUUGUUAAUGUGAAUGGUGAUGGAACAAGAACAGUUGGGUAUUGGAAACCAGAAAACGGAAGGGUAGUUAAGCGAUUGAAUUCAUCAAGAAGCAGUAGAAUAUCAACUUCCAAGUGUGAUCUUCGACCUAUUUUAUGGCCUGGAGAGUCGUCAUCAAUUCCUAAGGGAUGGGAUAUCCCAGCAAACGGUACCAAGCUAAGAAUAGGAGUUCCUGUGAAGGAUGGUUUUCUAGAGUUUGUUAAUGUGUUCAGAAAUCCAAGUACUAAUACAGUGGAUGUCACCGGAUUCAGCAUUGAAGUGUUUAAGGCCGUAUUGGAGAUCUUACCAUAUGCGCUUCCUUAUGAGUUUAUUCCUUUUGCAAAUGCUAAUGGAAGCAGCGCUGGCACAUACAAUGAUUUGGUGUAUCAAGUACAUGAUGGGAAGUUUGAUGCUGUGGUCGGAGAUGCAACGAUUAGAGCAAACAGGUCAUUGUAUGUGGGUUUUACUAUGCCAUAUACCGAGUCUGGUGUAGUGAUGGUUGUGCCAAUACAAGACAAGAGGACCAAAAGUGCAUGGGUUUUCUUAAAGCCUUUGACAUGGGACCUUUGGAUGACAACUUUGUGUUUUUUCAUAUUUAUAGGCUUUGUAAUUUGGGUGCUUGAACAUCGAAUUAAUGAUGAUUUUCGUGGUUCUCCUUCGCAUCAAGUUGGCACAAGCUUUUGGUUCUCUUUCUCAACCAUGGUUUUCUCACAAAGGGAGAAAGUGGUUAGUAACUUGGCAAGAUUUGUGAUGAUCAUAUGGAUAUUCGUCGUGCUAAUAGUGACACAGAGCUACACAGCUAGUCUAGCAUCACUAUUAACCAUCCAACAACUCCAACCAACUGUUACAGAUAUAAAUGAUCUACUGAGGAAUAGAGAAAAUGUGGGUUAUAUGCAGAGUUCUUAUAUUUAUGAUAUCUUGAAACAAAAAGGUUUUAAAGAUUACAGGCUUACAGGCUACAAAGAUAUGGAAGGAAUAGAUGAAGCUCUUUCAAAGGGGAGUGCAAAGGGUGGUAUUGCUGCUAUUUUCCAUGAAACCCCCUAUAUGAAGCUUUUUGUUGCAAAAUAUUGUUCCAAGUAUACCAUGAUUGGACCUAUAUUUAGAACCGAUGGCUUUGCUUUUGUAUUUCCGAUAGGUUCUCCUCUUAUACCCGAUGUUUCACAAGCAAUCCUCAAUUUGACCGAAGAAGAGAAGAUAAUGAACAUUGAAGACAAAUGGUUCAAGAAAGAAAACAAUUGCAAAAAUUCAAAUACUGACAAAUUAUACAGCAGUAGUCUUGGCCUUGAGAGCUUUUGGAUCCUAUUUCUCAUUGCUGGGGUAGCUUCAAUAUUAGCUCUCCUCAUAUUCGCAGCUUCCUUCCUUCACAAGUAUAAGAAAGUUUUGACGACUUCCGAUUCAAGUGCUUCCAAGUGGAAAAGGAUUAGGACUAUGUUAAAGAUUUUCAAUGACAAAGAACGAAACCACUCUAAUACUGAAGCAAAGGCUGUUGUUGCUCCAGAUGAUGAAGUGAAUGCCUCACCAAGCAACAACUUCAGCUAUACCAACCAGCAGACAAGUGCAACUUCUGUAUUCUAUGCAGAGCGAGAAACUCCAUCUCGCAAUCAAGCAUCUCCAGAAAUCAUUCCAACUUUUACGCAUGCUUUCACUAUUCAAGAUAUGUUUGCAACUCCUAGAAUCACUCAAGAAAGAGGUUGA